GCGGCAGUGGCAGCUUUACGGCAAGCUCUGGCCGGGCUUGCUUGACGGCGGUGUGGCGCAGGCCCCGCCCGAGGCGGCAGGAACCUGGAGGGAGGCGGAGGAAUAUGUCCGAGAGGGAAGUGUCGACAGCACCGGCGGGAACAGACAUGCCUGCGGCCAAGAAGCAGAAGCUGAGCAGCGACGAGAACAGCAACCCGGACCUCUCUGGAGACGAGAAUGAUGAUGCUGUCAGUAUAGAAAGUGGUACAAACACUGAGCGCCCUGAUACACCUACAAAUACAGCAAAUGCACCUGGAAGGAAAAGCUGGGGAAAGGGAAAAUGGAAGUCAAAAAAAUGCAAAUAUUCUUUCAAAUGUGUAAAUAGUCUCAAGGAAGAUCAUAACCAGCCAUUAUUUGGAGUUCAGUUUAACUGGCACAGUAAAGAAGGAGAUCCAUUAGUGUUUGCAACUGUAGGAAGCAACAGGGUAACCCUAUAUGAAUGCCACUCACAAGGAGAAAUCCGGUUGUUGCAAUCUUACGUGGAUGCUGAUGCUGAUGAAAACUUUUAUACUUGUGCCUGGACAUACGAUAGCAAUACAAGCCAUCCUUUGCUGGCUGUGGCUGGAUCUAGAGGCAUAAUUAGGAUAAUUAAUCCUAUAACGAUGCAAUGCAUAAAGCACUAUGUUGGCCAUGGAAAUGCUAUCAAUGAGCUGAAAUUCCACCCAAGAGAUCCAAAUCUUCUCUUGUCAGUAAGUAAAGAUCAUGCUUUGCGAUUAUGGAAUAUCCAAACGGACACUCUGGUGGCAAUAUUUGGAGGUGUAGAAGGACACAGAGAUGAAGUUCUAAGUGCUGAUUAUGACCUUUUGGGUGAAAAAAUAAUGUCCUGUGGUAUGGAUCACUCUCUUAAACUUUGGAGGAUUAAUUCAAAGAGAAUGAUGAAUGCAAUCAAGGAAUCCUAUGAUUAUAACCCAAAUAAAACUAACAGGCCAUUUAUUUCUCAGAAAAUUCACUUUCCUGACUUUUCUACCAGAGACAUACAUAGGAAUUAUGUCGAUUGUGUGCGAUGGUUAGGCGAUUUGAUACUUUCCAAGAGGGGCCGUGCCAUUUUACAUUCCCACCAGAAAUGUAUGAGAGAUCCAGUUUCUGGGAAGCUUCGCCGGAAUUUGUCUUGUGAAAAUGCCAUUGUGUGCUGGAAACCUGGCAAAAUGGAAGAUGAUAUAGAUAAAAUUAAACCCAGUGAGUCUAAUGUGACUAUUCUUGGGCGAUUUGAUUACAGCCAGUGUGACAUUUGGUACAUGAGGUUUUCUAUGGAUUUCUGGCAAAAGAUGCUUGCAUUGGGCAAUCAGGUUGGCAAACUUUAUGUUUGGGAUUUAGAAGUAGAAGAUCCUCAUAAAGCCAAAUGCACGACACUAACUCAUCAUAAAUGCGGUGCUGCUAUUCGACAAACCAGUUUUAGCAGGGACAGCAGCAUUCUUAUAGCCGUUUGUGAUGAUGCCAGUAUUUGGCGCUGGGAUCGACUUCGAUAAAUUAACUUUUUUUCUAAUCAAAAUUAAAAGAGUUUUGUCUGUAUACAAUAGAAUCUUUUAAUGUAUCUUGCUAGUAGGGGCACUUAGAGCAUUUAGAGUUGUCUUUCAGCAUUCAAUCAGGCUGAGCUGAAUGUAGUGAUGUUUACAUUGUUUACAUUCUUUGUACUGUCUUCCUGCUCAAAUUCUACUGCUUUUAAUAAAAUUUAUUUUUAUAAA
This is a messenger RNA of Loxodonta africana (African savanna elephant), 1721 nucleotides long. RefSeq names its product embryonic ectoderm development (gene EED). The coding region runs from base 105 to 1505 and encodes 466 amino acids. The transcript is spliced from 13 exons. Gene Ontology annotation, cellular component: ESC/E(Z) complex. Gene Ontology annotation, biological process: negative regulation of transcription by RNA polymerase II; heterochromatin formation. NCBI's taxonomy places the organism in Eukaryota, Metazoa, Chordata, Mammalia, Proboscidea, Elephantidae. Gene Ontology annotation, molecular function: nucleosome binding; protein binding. The record is from RefSeq and is a predicted model, not a curated record.